GUGAGUGUCUGAGAGUGUGUCUAAUACAGCACAAUAGCACGUCCAAACACAUCUAAAAGCACGUCUGCUCUCUUCCCCCCCUCCAAUGCCCAUCUUGUCCUCCACUCCAUCCACCAUGUCCGCCCUCUACAGCUAUCCGUCGCGUCCACCGCCCAUGAAGCGCCGUCGCACGGCCACCACCGUGCUCGCGGGCAAUUUCGACCCGCGUCCACCUCGCGACGUCCUCACAAGCCCCCUCAAAGGCAUCUGUCCCUACAAGCGCGCAGAGCAGGCAGACGGCACGCGCCGCCAGAUCAGCAUCGGCGCGGGCGCAGUCUCCGCAGGGCCAUCCACGGCAACCACAGUACAUGGUAGAAUUGCUGCAGUGCCAACCGUCAACAGCAGCGUGUUGUCCUUCUGGCGUAUACGUGGACCCCCUGUUGCCCCUACACGCUCCGUUUCGCCCACACCGCCACCAGAACUCUCCUUACCACCAACCCCCGGCCCGUCAAUUUUGUCAACCAUGUCCUUCGGCUCCUCCAAGUACCCACGCACUCCUGAGGAUGGCCUUACACUUCUCGACCAUGCGUUUAAGUCGGCAUCGCCUCCUCCGCAGUCCAAGCCGCGCAAGAGGCGCAUUGCCUCUAGGAGAGGUUGGAAGGGUUGGGUUGAAGGUUCCCCACCGCCUUCAAACAAGUUAAUCAACCUUGACGAGGCCCCUGUGAUGGUAGAAAGGCGGCUGCGCAGUGGCAAGAACUUCGAUGCCAUUUCUGAAGGCAAAGAAACCUGGGUCACUCUAAGUUCGUAAUUCCCGUGUCCAACCUGUACCCUACCACCUAAAAUUCUUAUCAAUCCUCUUGCUGUCGUCUAAUCAGCGGUUGUUUCCUGUAUCUGUGUGCGAUCCCUGCUUCCUCUUUUCUUCCUUUAUUCAACGCAACCGCUGGAUGUACUUUAUCACUGUUUCGGGUUUGAUCUUCUUUUUCACUGCCUUUGUUCCUCCGUUAUCUAGAACCACUUUGAUUCCUCUUUCUUACCCUUUCACCUGCCAUCGUCGCUCUAUCCGUAGUAUACCUGGAAUGUCGCUGCCUUGCUAGCAAGACACUGUCAAUUUGUCAUCGUCGUGUGCUGU
Messenger RNA from Fomitiporia mediterranea MF3/22, 1108 nucleotides. RefSeq lists its product as uncharacterized. NCBI's taxonomy places the organism in Eukaryota, Fungi, Basidiomycota, Agaricomycetes, Hymenochaetales, Hymenochaetaceae. Bases 116 to 787 code for a protein of 223 amino acids. The transcript is spliced from 3 exons. The record is from RefSeq and is a predicted model, not a curated record.